Rhodamnia argentea is the source of this 624-nucleotide messenger RNA. RefSeq lists its product as uncharacterized. Lineage: Eukaryota; Viridiplantae; Streptophyta; Magnoliopsida; Myrtales; Myrtaceae. The transcript has 2 exons. Bases 66 to 461 code for a protein of 131 amino acids. The record is from RefSeq and is a predicted model, not a curated record.
UCUUUUCUUCACAUCACCUUCCAAGAACCUUCUCUCAAAACACACAUUCGCCAUACCUACCCCAUAUGGCUUCAAGUACUGCAAGCCCCUCCUCCACCUCCUCCUCCUCCUCCCCCUCCUCAGCAAACAACCUCAGAAUCCUGGUCGAAAGAAACCCCCCGGAGUCCAAAUUGUCUGAGCUGAACAUCAAGUGUUGGCCCAAGUGGGGUUGUCCGCCAGGGAAGUAUCAGCUGAAGUUUGAUGCCGAGGAGACGUGUUACUUGGUGAAGGGCAAAGUGAAGGUCUAUCCAAGAGGGUCGUCGUCUUCCUCAUCAUCAUCAUCACCAUCACCAUCAGAAGACCAAUUUGUGGAGUUUGGCGCUGGGGAUCUCGUGAUCAUCCCAAAGGGACUCAGCUGCACUUGGGACGUCUCUGUUGCUGUUGAUAAAUACUACAAAUUCGAGUCCUCCUCCUCUUCCUAGUAUUUCUCCUCACUUCUUCUACUUCUUCUCCAACUUUUGCAGCUUCUGUACUGUCAAUCUUCACAUGCUAGCUAGCUUGCUCUUGUAUUGUACAUCUGAUUACUGCUCCCUCUUCCCUUACCUGUGACCUGAUUUCUUCACAUCAAAUUAUGAUUCUUUCGAU